GUGGGGGGGGGGGCACUCCUCUGUUGUGUGGACCCUUACGAAACACGAGCCCCCACCCCCACGCAAUAUCCCACGCCUUGUUCUUCUUCCCUUCAUAGCCCGGCUCCUUGGCAGUGACUCGGCGUGGGAAACAACACCCGCGCUAACGCCAUCCCCGCUAGGGGCGAGCACGGGGGCGGUGUCGUGCGCGCUCCCGUGCCAGAGUGUAGCGAGCCGCACACAGAAGAGCUUCUCUAGGCUGGCAGGAGUUCCUCUGCGUUUCUUUUUGUCAUAUUCAUUCAAAUUUCGCACGUCUACCUCAGCGGAUAGUCGUGUGCAAUCCCGGUGUCGAUGCAGUGCCAUGCCGACAACAUGCUGGCGGAUGCCGCGGAGCUGCUCCCUUCGGCGGCUUAGACUAGCGCAGGACCGGCCGCAGCAGGCAGCGUGCGCUUGCAGAACGACGGCAUCAUGGAGACUGGCGGCAUCGUUGCCGCGGUGAUCGAGGAUGUCAGCUCACGGCCCCGGAGGGACCCGGGAAGUAGUCACAUCCUUGAGAGAGACAUGGCACCAUUCAGUCAGCCGAACAAAGACCAAGUCUUACCUCCAGCUAGCAGCAGCAGUCCCAUAGACGAGAGACAACCACAGGACAUAAAGGCGCGGAGUGAUGACAUUGUGGCCGAGCCCCUCUUGCGCUCCUGCGUCAGCACGGCAAGCAUGAAGGUCAAGAACAUGAAGAAGCUAACCUUUCCCAGAGGUCAUUUUCCCCGUCUGGCAGAGUGCGCACACUUCCACUACGAGACUGCCGACUUUGGGAACGUUGAGUUGGCCUUUGCAGAAGGGCAGAGUGAAGGACCAAAGUGGGGGGCCCAGGACUCCAAAGAACUGCUCUUUCUGGUCCAGAUCACCUGCCAGGCUCGAAACUGGCUGGUGAAGAGAUCCUACGAAGACUUCCGUGUGCUGGACAAACAUCUGCACUUGUGCAUUUAUGACCGCCGCUACUCGCAACUCACCGAGCUGCCCAAAUACAACUCGGCGAAGGACACCGCCGAGUCCGUAAACGAGAUGUUGGCCACCUACUUGUCCCGCUUCUCCAUCAUCGCUGACAACAAGAUCAACUGUGCUCCGGUCCUGACAUGGAUGGAGAUUGACAACAAGGGGAACCAUCUGCUGGUGUCUGAGGAGGCGUCCAUCAACGUCCCCGCUAUUGCUGCCGCCCACGUUGUCAAACGUUACACAGCUCAGGCCACCGAUGAAUUGACCUUUGAGGUGGGGGACAUUGUUUCCGUCAUCGACAUGCCUCCCAAAGAGGACACAGGCUGGUGGAGAGGGAAACACGGCUUUCAGGUUGGUUUCUUCCCGAGCGACUGCGUCGAGCUGAUCAACGACAAGCUCCCUCCCAGUGUUCAAAGCUCGGUUCCCAAACCAGUGUGUAAGAAGCACGGCAAGCUGGUGACCUUCCUGAGGUCUUUCAUGAAGUCACGGCCACCGCCGCAGAAGCUUCGUCAGCGCGGCAUCCUCAGGGAGCGAGUGUUUGGCUGCGACCUGGGCGAACACCUCCACAGCUCGGAACACGAAGUCCCUCAGGUUGUAAAGAGCUGUGCCGAGUUCAUCGAGAAACACGGCGUGGUGGACGGAAUCUAUAGGCUGUCUGGAAUCUCCUCCAACAUCCAGAAACUCAGGCACGAGUUCGACUCCGAGCAGAUUCCCGACCUGAGCCGAGAUGUCUUUCGACAGGACAUCCAUUCGGUGGGCUCACUUUGCAAGCUGUACUUCCGAGAGCUUCCCAAUCCUCUGCUCACCUACCAGCUGUAUGACAGAUUUUCAGAGGCUGUGUCUGCAGCCACAGAUGAGGAGAGGCUGGUUAAAAUUCACAACGUCAUCCAGCAGCUCCCUCCUCCACAUUACAGGACGCUAGAGUACCUUAUGAGACACUUGUCCCGUCUGGCCACCUUUAGUACUUGCACCAACAUGCACACAAAGAACUUGGCCAUCGUGUGGGCACCAAACCUGCUCAGGUCCAGACAGAUCGAGUCGGCCUGCUUCAGCGGCACGGCGGCCUUCAUGGAGGUGCGCAUCCAGUCUGUGGUGGUGGAGUUCAUCCUCAACAACACCGAGGCACUCUUUAGCACCAAACUCAACGCUGUCAUUCGGGAAAGCGCCGGCAACAACACCUUAUCCAGACCCAAGUCUCUCCUGGUGUGCUCCCCGUCCACCAAGUUGUUGUCUCUGGAGGAGGCUCAAGCACGCACUCAGGCUCAGCUCAGCUCCCCAGCCACCACGCCCUGCUUGAGCCACAGUGACUACAUCGAGGUCGGGGAGGGGCCCGGGGCUCUGAUGGGCAAGUUCCACACAGUCAUUGAGCUCCCGCUGGAAAGUGUCAAGCGGGCUCCGAGCAAAGCCAAGAAGUCUCCUGUGGGCAACUGGUUGUCCUUCUUCCACCUGGGCAAAUCCCACUCCGUGUCCAAGCGUAAACUGAAGCGACACCCCAGCGAGCCCAAUGAGAUAAAGAGCAUCACACUGCCAGGUGGGCUCAGUGGGAGAGGUGAUAGCGGUACAUUGCGCUCGGCAAAAAGUGAAGAAUCGCUCACCUCGCUGCACAAUUUGGAAGGAGAGCCUCCAAAGUACCAGCAUGUCCGCCCCCUCUCCACUAGCGAGGCUGUGACCUCAUACGGCAGAGACGACUCGUUCAGAACCAGAAGCAAACCUCUGUUCGGUCAGAACGGUGCCGAAGAACUUUCACCCCCACUGCCGGAGGACGACAUUGACCUCUACCCGCCCGUUGCCGGAAUGUCCUCCCUGGAUUUUGAUCCCAUGUCCUUCCAGUGCAGCCUGGCCUCUGCGACUCCUCGGGCACCACGCCACAGGGAAGGGCACAAAUUGAGGAGGGGCGAGUCAGAUGCCGCCACUUCUCCGAGCAAUGUCGAAAGCCCUGCGCAGUUUAGAAAAGCGGAGACGCGUGAAGCUCGGACGGCAGACGGGAAAGAGCCCCGAGCGCCUUACCGACAUUGCAGCCCACGCAGUUUAGGGGGCCAAGCGUCGGCACAAACGGACUCCGCACAGACCCUGCCAGAUCCAGACGAUUCUUCACACCUCUUCUCAACUGAGCCAUGGAGUAGUUUGAGAGCAGAUAGACUUAUGAGUUCAGUGUCUAUUCUCCCUCCUCACCCUUCCCCGACGAGCGCCGCACGCAAGCUGGCGCUGGCGCUGGCCGAGUCGGCGCAAAAGGCCAGCGGCGGCUCGCAGAGAGGAAGAAACCCCCCGGCUCGCCCUCUCCAAAGACGGGAAGCUCAGGACAGACCCGCUCGGCCCUCGGCCCUCGAUCUCAAGCCGUGCCCGCGAGCCAACGCCGGCUCCCCCCAGUGGCAAACGCCGCUGCGCCUCCUCUACUCGCAGGCAGCGGACGGACCAGAGAGUAACUUCACGCCCAACGUCAGCCCGCUCGGCUCGGGCAGCCUGGACUCCCCGCGCGGCGACGUCACGCCGGAGGAACCCACUUAUCAAAGUGUGGGCGUCUCAACUCCCACCGAGCACAUCUGCUCUCCCCGCAGCCCCUCGACUUCCCCGGUGUACGCCAACACCGACUCCAUCAACAUCUUUAACUUCCGCGCCGUUCUCGCCGAGACCUCCGUGCCAGCCUCCAUCGACGAGGUCCUCCCGCGCCCUUUCCAGUCUCCGUCAUUCCGCCACUACGCCUACAGAGCGCUCGGCCCCUUCGACGACGUCUAUCGCAAUACGCGCCAUCAGCCACCGCGUCAGAUUCACUGCGGACGACUAGCUCGCUGCCCUCAACCCGACGCUCUGCCCCGUCACCUCUCGGGCCCGAGACGUGUGUACAGGCAGUCCUCAGGAAACCGCUGCACUCCCUCUGAGUCAGGACCAGCCCUGUCACCUCAAUACCGACGCUUCUACCGAGGCGAGCACUUUAUGGGACCCGGCCAGCGACAACAAGGCCACUGGCAGAGGUGCGAAGACGGCCCCGCCCGGCACCCCGCCAUCAGGAGGGCGCGCUCCUUCCACGCCCCGCAGACUAGUCGCUACGAGAUGGCAGCUACUGAAGUCCCGCCCCCUGACCUUUAUCCUGAGCAGCAGGUGGCUUAUCAGAGGCUGCUUCAGCGCCACUUUGAGGACCUUCAUGUACAACAAAUGAUGUAUAACCCGUACCCGGACUUGAACCCUCGCGACUGCUCCCGAUAUCCUUUAGAACCUUUCCAACGUGACAGUAUCCGCCACGGUCAGCCUUACAGGACCCGCUCCACCAAGGAAAGGGCGCCGCCUGAGUUCUACUACUCCCCACGGUACAGCCGCCCUCUGGAGAGGGAGCUGUUCAUGGACAGCGAGGACAUGGUUGAGAAUAAAAACACCUCUCCCUACGACAGUCCAGUUUCGCCGGCUGGCUCGACGGGAAGGGAGAUAAUGCACAUAAGGAGUAAGUCGGAUCCAGGAAACGGGAUGCUGUCGGCCGGUAGACGGGAAAGCCAAAGCGCCGACAAAGCCUUGUCGCCCACGGCUCACCAGCCGCGUCGCGUCCUCGUGAACGAGAACGCCUCGCAGCAGCAGCAAGCACCGCUUCGUAAGAUACCCUCACUGCCCGAGAAGGGCUUUGCCGAACUGGGCGACAGAAGCCAAGCGGACCCUUUCAAGAAAGCUCGAGCUGGCAUCCUCAGGAGGCCCGAGCGCUCGCAGAGCACCCGAGAGAAUCGCCACCAACAUCAUCAGCGCCUCGUCAACACGCCCGUGGACGACCAACAUGCCGGAUCUUUUUCCUCUCACCCCAACAGAAGGACUCGGAGCACUAAAGUGCGGCCCGCACAGUCCGACCACAUGGCGGGGGGAUUUUCCGCAUUUCCCAGGCCUAAACACACAAGAUCCACUAAAGCCGGGCCAGGGUACUCGCCGGCCCCAGACGCCACCGCCAUAUCCUCCUCUUCCGCCGCCUCUCCCUACGGGAACAGGCUGCUGUCCAAGGCUCUGGCUCAGGAAGCUUUUUAUCAGUCUGCAGUCAGGACACAUGCCGGCGUCCAUGAGUGAUUGCUUUUUAUGUCAAUGCAUAGCGCCGCCAAAGGAGAAGAGCACUUUAUCCUCUGCCAGACCAUCAAACUGUUUUUUUUUAAACCUUUCAUUGAACCUGCUGCUAGUGUCACCUUCGCCAAUGAAUCUUUCAUUUUGAGCAGGGCUGUGGAACCAAGUAUGGCCCAGACAUGACCAGUCAAACAAUCCUACAAUACAAAGAAAUCAAACAUUGAUAUCCGCUCUUAUUUGUCACUAAUAACACAAAUUUGCAUCUUCCAAUCGAUCAUAAAACGGUUUUCGAAAAACUGUCUGAAAUAUAAUUUUUGUUUCAGCUAGCACAUAUCUAAAAUAGUCCAUAAAAAACACAUAUUCCCAACAUCAAUUUUUAUUUUUAAUUAAGUUAUUUUAAACUACUUUAACCUUAAUUAGACAUCAAAUACGAAUCAUAUUUUGGUGAUUUGUGUCUGCAUGUAUGAUAUGAAAGAAACUGGGGCUACAAUUAACUGAAUAAUUUGAUGACAGAAAAGGCUAAAGCAAAGUCUCUGCCUUGAAACUUUGCAGGGAUCUUUAAAAAAAAAUGUUUUUAGCUCGUUCAAUAUUGUAUGAUCGGUUAUGAGAAUUAAUUGUACUGCCCGCAAGUGGUCUAGGCACCGGUGAUGAGGUGUUUUAAAAAAUAUAUAUAAUUUUUUUAACUAAGAAAACGCGUAAUAACAUUCAUACGCAAGCCGCUGAUGACCGCAACUUACUUGCAAUUGGUUGAAUUUGAAUCAGUUGAAGCCCAGUUUGCAGCCGGCCAUCUUGACUUCAUUUGUUGAUGCCCAACGUCAUCAUCAUCAGGCCAGGUUGCAGCUUUGAAAGCCACACACACUCAGUCAUAGAUGUUACAUUAGAACGUAAAAAUGGCAACCCCAGGUUUAAAAAAAAAAAAAAAAAAAAAAAAUGCAUUUCACAUGCACGUUCUUAUUUUUAGCAACUGAUGGGAUGAUCAGUAGUAUACUCAAUUUGAUCGCUGCAACAAUUUCCUUCUUACAUAAUGCAAUACAUCUUUAUUCAUAUAGCGCUUUCACAAUAGCAGCAGCUGUCACAAAGCAUCACAACAUUAUGUGAUAUUAAGUAAGAGGCAUGCUUUGAAUGCGGAGGAGUCCAGCCAUCUUGAGGACAAAUUAAAUAACAGAAUAGUUGAAAUUGAAGCGUUAACUGAAGGGAUUGUAUUUGCUUAUGUUUUGAUAAAUGUGUGUUGAAUUUUCUUUUUUUUGGGGGGGGGGGGGCGUGAAAAGAAUCAUCUGGAUAAAUUGAAUGGUCCGUGUUGGGACAACUGGUUGCCCAUCUCUGCUUUAGGGCAUUUCAAUUCAGAAGACAUCACGUCAUGUUUUAGUUGCAUACAACCCAAGGGACGACAAGGUAAACUUUGAUUAUUUGGAUCUCAAAAUGACCUUCAGAUUGUGUAUAGAAAAUGUCUUUUUUUUUUAAGUGUAGUGCUAGAUGUUUUGUACAAUGACACGCAGCUAACUAAAAACAUGGCCAAUGUACUGUACUUGUCUCACUGCAGUCAGCUCAGACUGAAAAGCACUUUGUAUGAAGAAAACACAUUGUCUGAAUUUUGGGCUUUGGUGUGACGUCGCCUUCAAACUUCUCGAUAGAAACAUCCGCUAUAUUUUUCUGCGUGAAAUCACAAAUGCUUGCUCGCUUGCUCUGAAUCGUGCCGUAAUGCAAAUGAGCACUUUUUUUUUUCAAAACGGGAAUCAGCCUCAUUGCAAUCGCCGACUUCUGUGAUAUUUACCGCCCUCGUGUAUACACAAUCCGCUCUCUCCCUGCGAUUGACGCAGCUCGCCCUCUGAGAAAAGUCUAUUUUUGUCUAAUGCUGUUUGUCACACAAAUGGUGGAACUGUGACAUAACUGAUUAUUCUCUAUGUUUUACUCUUAAGUUAUGUAGAGGAGUUUAUUCUAAUAAGACAUGUUCAUUUCUAGUGCUUGUCUUCAAAGAGAGAAUAAAUAUAUUAUCAUGCAUUACAAA
Messenger RNA from Hippocampus zosterae (dwarf seahorse), 7003 nucleotides. RefSeq names its product Rho GTPase activating protein 32a (gene arhgap32a). Bases 448 to 5007 code for a protein of 1519 amino acids. Gene Ontology annotation, cellular component: Golgi apparatus; cell cortex; fibrillar center. The record is from RefSeq and is a predicted model, not a curated record. Gene Ontology annotation, biological process: small GTPase-mediated signal transduction. Gene Ontology annotation, molecular function: protein binding; phosphatidylinositol binding; GTPase activator activity. NCBI's taxonomy places the organism in Eukaryota, Metazoa, Chordata, Actinopteri, Syngnathiformes, Syngnathidae. The transcript has 24 exons.